Molecule: messenger RNA, 388 nt
Organism: Staurois parvus
Lineage: Eukaryota; Metazoa; Chordata; Amphibia; Anura; Ranidae
Source: the annotation of a GenBank genome assembly
CAUCUGUGCCCAGCAGUGCACCCACUCAGUGCCACCCACCUGUGCCAACCCACAUGUGCCCAUCAGUGCAGCCCAGCAGUGCUGCCAGUCAGUGCCCAGUGGUUGUGCCAGUCAGUGCCCAGCAGUUGUGCCAGUCAAUGCCACCUAUCAGUGCCACCUAUAAGUGCUGUCUAUCAGUGCCACUUAUCAAUGCUGCCUAUCCGUGCCACCUCAUUAGUGCUGCCUAACAGUGCCGCCUAUCCGUGCCACCUCAUUAGUGCUGCCUAUCAGUGCUGCCUAUCAGUUCCCAUCAGUGCUGCCUAUCAGUGCCCAUCAGUGCCACCUAUUAGUGCCCAUCAGUGCUGCCUCAUCAACGCACAUCAGUGAAGGAGAAAAAUUACCUGUUUGA